AAAUUGAAAGGCAGUCUUUGCAGGGUUUUAACCACGUAAUUUUGACAGGUCGGAGAGAGAAACAGAGAUAGAUUUUUGGGUUUACAGACACAGACGGAGAGAAAUAAGAGCAUAUAAAAAUUUUCAGAUUUGUCGCUUAGGAUUGUAAUUUUUGGGUUUCAAGUGGAGGACGGACGUCAACAUGGUGGGCUCUGUGGCCACAACCACUCAUCGUCAUCCUCCAAUGGACGCCACUGGUGAUGGAGAUGAUGAUGAUCAAGCUAUUGAGGCCCCUUCUUUGGUUUCCUGCUCGAUUUGUCUUGAGGCUGUGACUGAUGACGGCUCCAGAUCCACCGCUAAGCUCCAUUGUGGCCAUCAAUUCCAUCUCGAUUGCAUUGGUUCAGCAUUUAAUAUGAAGGGAGCAAUGCAAUGUCCAAAUUGUCGGAAGGUUGAAAAAGGUCAGUGGUUGUAUGCCAAUGGCUCAACUCGUUCACUUCCUGAGUUUAGCCUGGAAGACUGGAUACCCGAUGAGGACUUCUAUGAUCUAAGUUAUUCUGAAGUGCCAUUUAGAGUUCAUUGGUGUCCAUUUGGUGAAUUGGCACGAGUUGGAUCGUCUUUUGAGGAGGUGGAACCUCCGCCAACCACAUAUCAUGACCAACGAGGACACCAUCCCAUAUUAGCUGAACAAGAAGCAGCAUCUAUGGCUCAUUCAUAUGUUGCGUAUGUUGGACCGGUUCCAACUACAACUUCAAGACCUAGCAAUAAUGUUGAUGAUACCCCUUUAAAUUAUCACUGGAAUGGUCCAUCAGGACACAAUGAGAUUUUUCCUCCCCAUGCAUUCCCUGCCAUCCAAUACCAUAGUUGGGGUCAUCAUUCGCCGCCCUUCUCGGUAUCUGGUAGCCAUAUGAAUGGUGCUGAUCCAGCUUCUGUUCUACCAGCCACACAGAGAUCUUCGCAUGGUGAAUCUGAUGCUGUAACAAUGUCCAGAUCAUUUCCACAUCCAUUCGUCUUUGAUCAUGGGUCUGGUCCUAGACGUGGGGGCUCAUUUGUCUCCUCAGUUGUUCCUCGUCAUCCUGGCAGCACUGCCGUGAACCUUGAAAGGAUCCAAGCUUCUCAUUCCUUCCUUCCUCAGCAGCAGUUGAGCAAUUCAUCAGGCUUGCCCACACCUGUAGGGCCAGGUUUGAGGAGAUUUGAUGGUCUGAUGAGCUUACCUGCAGUAGUGCCACCCCCCCAACAUGAUCAGAAUGGUAAUUUUUUUAUCUUUCCACCAAGUUCAUCCGGGCAGAACCUACAAGAAGCAGAAAGUCCUUUUUAUAAUCGUUUUCAUGUAUGGGAGAGAGAGAGGUUAUCUCGUUUCCCUGCUGUAAUCAGAGACUCUAGUUGGGGUUUGUUUCAUCAGACCAGCGGGGCCUCAGACUCGGGAAACAGGCCAGGAAGCUUUUGGCAUAGGCAGUCUUCCUAACAGGAUGGGAUCAAGACCUUCUUGAAUGUGUGUCCUGCCUGUCAGAAAAUUGCACGAAUUGCAUCUGAACUUGAUGACUGGAACUUAAAAAGUUAUAUAUGUGAACAGCAAAACUCAUUUUUGUAAAUUUUGGCAUACUUGCGAAUAACUGUUGUCCAUUUUUGUAAAUCCUGGGAACGUUGUCUUAUUCUGUCGCCCCGAAACUCAAAUUUUUUGGCAAUUAAGUGUCGUUGCAAAUGCAAUUUUCACC
Mangifera indica (mango) is the source of this 1691-nucleotide messenger RNA. RefSeq names its product E3 ubiquitin-protein ligase RFI2. Gene Ontology annotation, molecular function: ubiquitin-protein transferase activity. The transcript has 6 exons. Bases 182 to 1441 code for a protein of 419 amino acids. The record is from RefSeq and is a predicted model, not a curated record. Lineage: Eukaryota; Viridiplantae; Streptophyta; Magnoliopsida; Sapindales; Anacardiaceae.